Molecule: messenger RNA, 1316 nt
Organism: Entelurus aequoreus (snake pipefish)
Lineage: Eukaryota; Metazoa; Chordata; Actinopteri; Syngnathiformes; Syngnathidae
Product: leucine-rich repeat-containing protein 15
Exons: 7
Coding region: 118-1212 (364 amino acids)
Cellular component (GO): plasma membrane
Molecular function (GO): protein binding
Source: RefSeq, a predicted model, not a curated record
CAUCUUGGGAGGAGUGUGUCAACUUGCUUGUCAGAGUAGAAUUGAAGUCAGGAUGGUCCUCUGAAGGCAGUAAUAGUGCAGGAAGUGUCGCGUGGAAGUCACCUUUCUUCUUCUGGGAUGAAAGUCUGGAUGCUGGUGAUGGUGGUGAUGGUGGUGAUGGUGUUGAUGGUGGUGAUGGUGGUGAUGGUCCAGGCUGAAGCUGAGGUGUGUCCUGAUGCCUGCACAUGCUCCAGGAGGUCCAAGACCCAAGUGGACUGUCACAAGAGAGGACUUGACUCUUUCCCCUCUCAGCUGCCUGCAGAUGCUCGCCUGCUCAAACUGGGUGAAAAUGGCAUCACAGAGCUGCAGGCCAACAUUCUGGGUUCAGUUCCAAGGAUUGAAAGUGUCUUUCUGGAACACAAUGCCAUCAAGUCCAUCCAUCGCCAAGCUCUCUGGAGCGCAAAGACCCUGACCCUCCUGAACCUUCACAGUAACCACAUCAAGCAGCUUCCACCAAGGGCAUUCAAGGAUCUGUUAAACCUCCGCUUCCUCAUGUUGGGUCAGAACCAGAUAGGCUCGCUCAAACCCAACAUGUUCAUGGGCAUGAGGAACCUCUCAGAGCUGGAUCUCCCCGACAACGCCCUGACAGAGCUGGCGCCCAAUACCUUCAAACCUCUGAUUGCCCUCAAGGUCUUGGAUCUUUCCCUGAAUCGCAUUCAGAAGAUUUCUCCGAAGGCCUUCACGGGGUUACGACGAGUCAUGUUCCUCAACCUGGACAACAACAGUCUGAGAAGUCUUCCUGCUGGAGCGUUCAAGCCGCUGAGCUCUCUGGAGAUGUUGGUUCUGGACAACAAUCUUCUGGCUUCACUCAGCAACUUCAUGUUGAGUGGCCUGACUGUGCUGCAGGAACUCUACCUGAGGAACAACGAUCUGGAACACCUGCCGGCUGACGUCUUCAAGGACAUGACAAAACUUUCUCAACUGGGGCUGAGUGGAAACCGCCUGAAGGCGCUGGAUGGAAACUUGCUGGCCCAAAUUCCUUCCCUGAAGAAGUUGCACCUCCACAACAAUCCAUGGCUGUGUGACUGCAACGUGGUCCAGUUGGUGCGCUGGAUGAGACACACCAACGUCACCCUGUCACCUCGGGAGGCCUUGAAGUGUCAAAGUCCUCCCGAGUUGCGAAAGAAGACCUUGGGCACCCUCCAGGAAUGGAAGCUGCUUUGCCACACCUGAACUCCUAAUAACGAUUGUUCUUCCUGGCAUAUUGUAUGUUGCCACACCCUGCUCACAUGAAGGCAUCACCACAGUAUUUUCAGCGCAGAGGAAAAGAAGUAAAA